CACACACGCACACACACAUGACACAACACACCGUUUUCUAUUGCUAGGACAUAACCAAAUAAACACACUAAUAACUGAAGAUGGUGAAGUUCACAAUUGUUGUUAUCUUCUUGUUCUUUAUGUUUCCCAUUGCAUUUGCUGAUCUUAGGGUUGGAUUCUAUAGCUCUAGCUGCCCAAGAGCAGAGCAAAUUGUGGGUCAAGUUGUUCAGAGGAGAUUCAACCGUGAUAGAUCUAUUACUGCUGCCUUGCUUCGCAUGCACUUCCAUGACUGCUUUGUCAGAGGCUGUGACGCGUCCAUAUUAAUAGACUCAACCAGGGGCAAUCAAUCUGAAAAAGCUGCAGGAGCAAACGGCACCGUUCGGGGAUACGAGCUAAUAGACGAAAUAAAAAAAGCCUUAGAAAGAGAAUGUCCAUCAACGGUUUCAUGCGCCGAUAUAAUCACCCUGGCCACACGUGAUUCCGUGGUCCUAGCAGGUGGGCUCAAAUACGACGUCGCAACGGGAAGGCGUGACGGACACGUGUCGCAAUCCUCCGAAGUGAACCUGCCGGGGCCACGAUCCACUGUGUCGCGGGUGUUGGAAGUCUUCAGCGCAAACGGCAUGUCGUUGGACGAAAUGGUUACUCUCUUGGGGGCCCACACCGUAGGUUUUACGCACUGCAGUUUCUUCCGAGACAGGCUCAACGACCCCAACAUGGACCCUUCUUUGCGGGCCGGGUUGGGCCGGACUUGCAACAGGCCCAACAGUGACCCAAGGGCGUUUUUGGACCAAAACGUGUCGUCGUCGAUGGUGUUCGACAAUGCGUUUUACAAGCAGAUUGUUCUGAGGAGAGGGGUGCUUUUCAUCGACCAGCAAUUGGCCUUGGACACUUUGUCGAAAGGGUUGGUCACAGUUUUUGCGGGGAAUAAUGCGGCUUUUCAAAGGAGUUUUGCAGAUGCUAUGGUGAAGAUGGGGAACAUUAAGGUUUUGGUAGGGAAUGAGGGAGAGAUUAGGAGAAAUUGUAGGGUUUUUAACAGUGCUUCCUAAUAAUCACAGAAUGAUUUCAUUGGUGUUUCAAUUGAGAUUAAUUGCUCAUAUAUGUGUUAAUGUGCACUACUUGUGCAGGGAUUUUGAUUUGAAUAAAAAUGCAUUCAUAUCA
Glycine soja is the source of this 1137-nucleotide messenger RNA. RefSeq names its product peroxidase 44-like. The record is from RefSeq and is a predicted model, not a curated record. Lineage: Eukaryota; Viridiplantae; Streptophyta; Magnoliopsida; Fabales; Fabaceae. The transcript has 2 exons. Gene Ontology annotation, molecular function: heme binding; peroxidase activity. Gene Ontology annotation, biological process: response to oxidative stress; hydrogen peroxide catabolic process. The coding region runs from base 81 to 1025 and encodes 314 amino acids.